GCUUGGAUUCCAUCAAAGCUUCAAAAUGGCGGCUCAGAGAGCUAACGUGCAAGCAGGAGGCUUUUGGAGUACCCCUCAAGUACAAUAUAGCAAACAAACACAUGAUUUAUUGAAAGAAAUGAUGAAAGAGUCCAAAUUAACAAAUUUUCAACAAAGACAUCUUGAGAAGUCUCUGAGAGGUGGGAACAGUCUACCUGAUGCAUGUGCUCCAACUACCAGUGCCAGACCGAGACAGAAGAAACCCCCUCAAAAACCAAGCAAAAUAAUCAACCCCAGGACUUACAGUGGUGGUGUCCGGACAAAAGACACAAUGGAAGAAAUGGGAGCAUUUGAAAAACCAGAUUAUGUUCCACCGAGACAAAACACACGGUCAGCUCGUGAGAAGGAGAAACUAGCAAACAUCAUGGCCUAUGGAGAAGACAUGGAACCCAUCCCAAUGGCUCGUGUACGGAAACGUGUUGAAAUGGAGAUUGGAGAAGAGUCUGACGUGGAUAGGUUCCAGGAAUUGCAAGAUGAAAUUACGGAAAGACGUAACUUUCUGGCCGACAUGGAGAAGCUGGGACAAGGGUCUAAAUACAGAGGCAUCAUAGAGACAGAAGUAUCUCAAAAAAUAAGAGAAAUGGAAGUUAUCGACAAAAAGAAGACUGAAGAGUUGAAACGUCUGAUUGAGCAAGAAGACAGAAAUAAAGCCACAUCAAAAGGAAUCCCCCAAGCAUCGGUCUCCUGAAAGGGAAGAUAACUCUAUCUCACAUGAACCGAGCAAGACUCUACAAUGUAUUAUUGAUCACAUGGAGAAGUCAAAUCUCAGUCAAAAUGUGGGGACAAUCUUGUCACUGUGAUAUUUGGACUCAUUGAUUCGAGUUGUGUAAUCUAUCAUGGUAUUUUACCUAACCAAAUUAAUCCGUCAUUGAUGUCAGAUUUAACACAUCGGUUUGUUUCUGAUACAUUGAUCGGGUGUUAAUAGUGUCGGAUGAUGCAGUGAAACUAGACAAGCCAUAUCGUCAUCAAGCCAUAUUGCCACGUCACUGGACUGUUCUGUGUGAUUUCACUACAGACUACUGAUGCCUAAGUAAUCCCAACAAAUGUAGAACUAAGUCACUCUUUAAAUAUUGAAUGAAAACUAUUCCACACAGAACAUCCAUUUGUGAGGAAUAUUUUAUAAUCUCGAUUCUAAUUCACAUAUUAGCUGACAGAACCCAGUCGAGGCUUUGAUGUUUUGGCAUAGACACAGCAUCAUUGGUUUGAAAGGCACAAAAGGAAAUUUAGGUUAUAAUUUUGAGCAAGUUAAUUCAAAUAUUGACUUCCAUUUGCCCUGUGUUCGUAGUUCCCUAGCUAUGGAUCACUGACUGCCAGUACAAGACUCAUUGUCAGACAGCUUGUAUCACAUUUGUGAUUUGAAAACUAUUAUAUUUGUGAAGUGUAUUCAUUUCAUAUGUUAGAUGACUCAUAACUACUUAAUUAAGGCCAUAAUAAAUUCAUUGUCAGAUUUUUAAUACCCUGUCUCACAUAAUUUAUUGUCUCCAAGAACCUUUCAUUACUUGAUGUGAAACACGUCAGGGUUUGAUUUAAAAAACUUGAUGCACAUGUUAACAUGAAAAGCUAGUUGCACCAGACUAAAACAGGUUGCACCCUGGUCCCAUAAAUUUAUCAAAGUUGAAACAUAGAUGCAUAAACUCGUCUAUAUAAGUAAAAUAACAGACCUCCGAUGACUGUGUUAUAGAUCAUGAAACUGACACGACAAAGGGAUUGGUCAUAUAGUAUGGUAAAUAAAACUGAGACACAUUGAGUUUGUUCAAAGAUUGAUGUGUUGACAAGAAAGGUUUAGUCAGACACAAAUUUGAAUUUUGGUGACAUGCACUUAGAGCAUAUAGACAUAAAUAUAAGGUUGCAUUUUUCAAUAUUAGGUUGCAUUUUUCAAUAAUAGGUUGCACUAGUUGAUCUUUAUAUAGCUAAAUUGAGCCCUGAUAGUCCUUCAAAACUUUCAUGCUUCAUGUGAAUCACAUCCAUCGACAGCUAAUGUACAAUGAAUGAAAAUCGAAUACUUAAUUUUAUGGGUGUAGGUUUACAGAAAUCGUCACAAGUAAUUAUUUAUAUCUCCUCAUGUAUGCAUUUACAAUCACAUUCCACCCUUACUUGAUUGUUAUCAUACAAAAUAUUGUUUUAUCAUGAUUUUAUGAUUUUUCACAAUAUUCCAUUUAACAUGUCUAUCAUAUAUAUUAAAUAUGUGUUUGAA
This is a messenger RNA of Haliotis rufescens (red abalone), 2233 nucleotides long. RefSeq names its product UPF0193 protein EVG1-like. The transcript is spliced from 7 exons. The record is from RefSeq and is a predicted model, not a curated record. Lineage: Eukaryota; Metazoa; Mollusca; Gastropoda; Lepetellida; Haliotidae. The coding region runs from base 26 to 727 and encodes 233 amino acids.